AUGUCAGCUGAGGUCCAGAAAUAUUCGGUAGACUCCAGAUUGAAAAGUACCCAUUACAAUGAGAUGUUAGAUCUGUUCAAGAGAGUCAACAUCAACAUUCCUUUUCUUGAAGCAAUCAAGCAAAUCCCUGCUUAUGCCAAAUUCCUCAAAGACUUGUGCACUCAAAAGCGCAAGCUCAAUGUGCAAAAACGUGCUUUCUUAGCUGAGCAGGUGAGUUCCAUCAUUCUGAACAAAACUCCACCCAAGUUUAGGGAUCCAGGAUGUCCAACAAUUUCUUGCACUAUAGGAGAACACACGGUCAAUAAAGCGUUAUUAGACCUAGGUGCAAGUGUUAACCUACUGCCAUAUUCUGUUUAUGAGCAGUUAGGUCUUGGGGAGUUGAAACCAACAUCUAUCACUCUACAACUGGCAGACCGAUCUGUCAAGAUUCCUCGUGGAGUGGUCGAAGAUGUUUUGAUCAAGGUUGACAAAUUCUAUUUUCCCGUAGACUUCAUUGUCUUAGACACUCAACCUGUACAAAACCCAGACUGUCACAUUCCUGUCAUCUUAGGACGUCCUUUCUUGGCUACGUCCAACGCGAUCAUCAACUGUCGGAAUGGAGUGUUAAAACUGUCUUUUGGUAACAUGACGGUAGAAUUGAAUGUGUUCGAUAUUAGUCAACAACCUGUGAAUCUUGAUGAUGAUGAUGUGCAUGAAGUUAAUAUGAUUGAAGGAUUAAUGCAAGAUUCGUUGACUAACAUUCUAUCCGUCGACCCCUUUCAAGCAUGUAUGGAGAACUUUAACCCUGAUUCCUAUGAUGAUGCAUACUGUAGUGACGUCCUAUCUCUGCUCGAAUCUGUACCUCAAAUGGACCUUAUUCCAUCCAUUGUUGAGCCACCCAAGCUUGAAUUGAAAACAUUGCCUAGUACGUUGAAGUACGCAUUCCUAGGUUCUUCUGAUACUUUACCUGUCAUUAUUUCAUCAUGUUUAGACACGGAACAGGAAAGUAGGAUGCCCUCACGUUGGUCGAGACAAGACCGCUCUAAAUUCCUGGCUGAAGUCAAACAUUUCCUUUGGGAUGACCCAUAUUUGUUUAAGUACUGUCCAGACCAAAUCAUUAGGAGAUGUGUCCCCAACACUGAACAGUAUAGAACAGCUUAUAAGACACCAAUUGGCAUGUCCCCCUAUCGUCUAGUGUAUGGAAAGCCGUGCCAUCUACCUGUGGAAUUAGAACAUCGUGCCUACUGGGCA
Molecule: messenger RNA, 1230 nt
Organism: Papaver somniferum (opium poppy)
Lineage: Eukaryota; Viridiplantae; Streptophyta; Magnoliopsida; Ranunculales; Papaveraceae
Exons: 5
Source: RefSeq, a predicted model, not a curated record